This is a messenger RNA of Amorphotheca resinae ATCC 22711, 565 nucleotides long. RefSeq lists its product as hypothetical. Bases 116 to 403 code for a protein of 95 amino acids. The record is from RefSeq and is a predicted model, not a curated record. Lineage: Eukaryota; Fungi; Ascomycota; Leotiomycetes; Helotiales; Amorphothecaceae. The transcript is spliced from 2 exons.
UAGCAAUAUCUUUGUCUUGCAUACUGUUGUACCACUUGGUCUAUGAUAUCCACUUCCUUGCCUGGAAUAAUUUCUCUCACCUUCUUCUUAUUCGGCUGAGAGCAGAGGCUCAGACAUGAGUCUUGGAGACAGAAUCUUGCACAACCAAGAGCAUCUUAUACAGUAUCAACUCUUUAUAAACUCACCAAUUCACAUGCAAUUUCUGCCAAACCGGGCGAUAAAAGAGAAAGCCCAACGGACUCCGAGACAUGACCCAGCGGACAUCCGGGACCACGUGACGGAGGGUUGUUCCUGCCUUAAGACACAAGUCCGCCGGUCAAGCUUCCGUUAUUUUUCUCGAUUCGUGGGAGUUUUGUUUACUGUUCACAAGUUCGUGGCUCGUUUCAUUGCAGCAUUGUUCUGAGAAUUCGGUAUUAGAGAGUGAAGAGAGAGGUUUCAAGUGAGAUAUAUCGGCAAUGCGUUUCCUCUGCCUUCAUGGGAAGGGCACCAGUGCGCGGAUCUUCCAAUCACAGACCGACUUACAGCGGCAUUUCGAAAACUUCUCCCAGAGACGUUUGAAUUCGAU